AGACGGGAAAACUGAAUCUUCUAUUAAAUUUUAAAAUCAGACAGUUGCGAGAGAACGAACAGAGCGGUAGAAGAAAAAAAGUUGGUUUUGUUAGAAAAAUUAUUAUUAAAAUAAUACAAAAUAAUAAAAUCAAAUAAGAAAAGUGGAGAGAAAUUAAAUAAAAACCAACAAAAUUUUGCUACAACGAAGAAAAAAUAGAAAAACAAAAACGCGUUUUAAAAUCGACAAAGUUAAAGGAAUAGAAAGAGUUUAAACAAAAAAGCAAAUAAAUUAGAAAAUAAUAAAGUAAAAUUAUUGCAAGUGUGCAAUUACAGGUACAAUUUUUUUAAUAGUGAUGCAGCAGCAGUGAUUAAAAACGAAAAAAGCAACAAUAAAAACAAACCACAAAAUAGUGCUCAAAGUGUAAAGUAUGUGUAAAAUUUGCUAAAGAAAAACAACAAAAAAGGAGAGAAAUACUAAUUAGAGUAUGUGUUUUGCGUGCAUUAACUGCUCCUUGUUAUUAAAAUAAGAAGAAAUAAAGUACAGGAAUUAAAAGGAAAAUACACCAAGAAGAGGAAAUCAACAAAAAAGGAAAUAAAACUCUAUUAUUAAAAAAAAAGAAAAUUGCAACAACAACCACUGUUAUUUAAAGUUAAGGCGAAAAGAAGGUAGAAAACAACAACAAAAAUGGGUCUCAACGGCUGCUGUUCAUGUGUGAAAUUUUUAAUGGUUUUAAUCAAUAUUUUAUUUUGGAUCAUUGGUUUAACAGUUGUUAUCGCCUCGGCCUGGAUGCUGACAGAUCCAACAUUUGUACUGUCAAUGACACAAUCCUACAAUCAUUAUUACAUUGCUUUGUAUGUGUUGGGUAUUGGAGUUUUAAUAACAAUUGGGGCAUUUUUCGGCUGUUGUGGUGUAUUGAAGGAAUCACAGUGUCUGCUGGUGUCGUUUUUCUGUGUAACUUUGGUGGUGAUGGUAGCUCAGAUAGCUGCUGGCGCUUGGGCCUUCCACAACAAAGACAAACUUGAUGACAUUGUUAGAGCUUCAGUGAAAUAUUCCGUACAAGAGGAAUAUGGUCAAUCAAGCAUGAGUUCACGUACGGUUACAUUCGAUACGAUACAAAAGAAUCUCAAAUGCUGUGGUGCUGAUGGUCCCGGUGAUUGGGCCACUAGUCGUUUUAACAAUGUAGAUCGUACAAAUAUUGUGGAUAUUGCUAUUUCUUCGAUGAAUGUCUUCUACAAUAUACCAGAAUCCUGCUGUAAAGAUGAACUCAAGGAAAAUGUUUGUGAAAUGUCUAGAAAAUUGAAAUUUGGAGGAGCUCUUAAUGCCGCCAUACACCAACAGGGUUGUGUGGAUAAACUAAUCGAUUUCAUAUACGAUAACUGGGUCUUAAUCUUUGGCAUAACGGCUGGUGUUAUUUUAUUGGAAUUAUUGGCUUUGACUUUCUCUUUAAGUUUAUGCUGUGCCGUCAGAAGUCAUCAGUAUAAAGCCUGAGAAUUACAGAAUUCCCAAAGGGAAAUAUCUGAUGAUGAAAAAUACUAACCAUAUUCUUUAAGGAAAAAACAACAACAACAACAGCAGCAAAAACAACAGCUUAAAUAUAAACUAGGAUAAAAAGAGAAUUAAUGAUAAUAUAAUUGAAAAAGAAAUGUUUUGAACAAAAAUUUCCCUUUUUGGGAAAUGAUUUUAGUUUUUAAAACCAACUUUGGAAAAUUUUUAAAUAUUUUUUGGACUAGAAUCUCGUAAUACUUUUGUUUUCUUAAGAAAAUAAGUAAAAAAACCUGCAAAUCAUAAGCAAUUUCUUUGUAAAUAAUAAAACAAUAUAUUUCCUGGUUUAAUUAAUUAAAUUUUCUUUAAAAAUAAGAAAUAAAUCAUUAGGAAAUCUUUAAUAAUAAGAAAGUUCUCAGCUAAAUCCGGGAAUAUGUUUUCAGUUUAAAAAGAUCGAACAAAAUAUAUUUCAAAAAAUGUUCAAAACUUUAAGUGAAAACUUUUCUUUAUAGUUUCCACCAAUUCACUCCGAAAAAAUGUUCUUAAACUUAAAUUUAUUAGUUAAUUUUCUCCAGAAGAAAAAAACAAAUUUAAAGUAAAUAACCAAAAUUACUUUAAUAAGUUUUAAGUGAAAAACUUUAAACUAAACUUUAGAUUUUGAAUAAAUUUAAUAAUUUUUUAAACAGAAAGCCACUUACUUUAGAAAAUACACUCAAAGAAAAGUUAAGAAACACACACAAAUUUUGUUUAAAUUAUUUAAGCCUUAAGGAAGACUAAUUAAUAAAUUAAUAAAACAAAAAAACAAGCAAUUUUUUUAUAAGAAAUUAUAAGUUAAUUUUUUAAUAAAAUAAAAAAAAAUCUAAGAAAAAAGUAAAAUAAAGUUAAUUUUUAAAAAAUCACCACACUAGACAUACAGACUCAAAUUUCACCACCUAAAGCAUUUAAUAAGGAAAGUAAAGUAAUAAAUAGAAAUCUAAAAAUUUUCAAAUUAAAACUUUUCACACAAAAAAAACUCAUUUAAUUUAAACAGUUUUUCAUAAACUAAUUACAAUUUAAUAACUAACUUAAACUUCAUUUUAUAAGUUUUCAAGCUGCAAAUCUAAACUAAAUUAAAACUUAAUUUAAAAGAAAAUCUUCUAUCUGCCAUUAAUCUAAUUUCAAGCCUCCCUAACUACUUUAAUUGUUUCUAAUUUAUUGUUAAAUAAAAUCUUCUUUUUUAAGUCUUCCGCUUGUUUGCAAUAAUUUACUAAAAUGCCAAAUUUUAUUUUUUUUAAAUUACAAAUUUUUUUUAUAUAUAUUUUUUUAUGAAAAAAUUAAAACUAAUAAAACAUUCCACAAGUUCAAAAUGAAAGCACAAUUAUAUUAACAAAAUUUGGGUGAUAAUAAACACAAUAAUAUAAAGAAAUAGUUGAAAAGAAAUACGCGCACAAAACAAAAUCCCCAAAAAAUCCAAGAAAAAGAAAUUUGAAAGAAAUAAUUGUUAAGAAUUUUACUUGUGAAUGAACAAAAAAAGAAAAAGAGAGAAAAUAAUUUUAUUUUAUAUAUAACAAAAUAAAAGUGAAUUGUUUAAAUUUAAAAUGAAUUAAACGGUUGGAAGGACCAUUUGCUUAAUAGAAAAGGAAAUGCUUAAAACAAGUUUAGUCUGAAGGUUUGAAGGACUAACGAAAUUUAUACUAAACCUUUUCAGUAUUAAGGUUCGUAGGACCAUUUCUUUAGGUAUAUUUAAACAGUUUUAGUUUAAAGGUUUGUAGAACUAUUUCUUUUUAUGACUAAAGAAAUAUAACGACAGAUUUUAAACAAAUUACUUAAAAACACUUUCAGUCUAAAGGUUUCAAGGAAAAUGGUCCUUCGAACCUUUAAACUUUAGAUUACCACGAAAAAUAGUUAAUAAAAAUUAUAUACAAAAUUGAAAAAAAAUAUAAAAAUCUUUGGAAAAAAGUAAAUUAUAGAAACUGCCUUUACGAAGGACCAUUAUUAACUCUUUCACGUAUAUAGGAAACCGGUGUUCCAAGUCAAAAUUAAAAUUUGUCUCGAUGUAAAGCGUAAUUUUGUAUUCACAGCUACAUUAAAUGGUUAUCUAGUGCUAAUGAAAUACAACGAAAGUUAUUUCUUCCAUAAUAAUGUUAAGGUUCGAAGGACCAUUUUUAAUCUCAAUUUAGAUACAGUUUAACUUUUGUGCUUGUUACUCUGCAUAUGUAACGUUAAAAAAGUAACAAAAAAAUAGUUUUUAAAUAAAUUAAAAUAAAAAGACAGACUCGAAGGACCAUUCUUAAGUAAGAAAUAUGGAUUUUCACUUAAAUAGUAAAUUACAGCCAAUAUUUUUAAAGAAUUUGUAAAAAAGUUUGAGGAACUUUUGAAAUAUUGUUUUAAACAAAGUUAAAAUAAAUAAACGAGCGCGAACUGAUUAAGAGAAAUUAAUUCAAAACAGUUUCAACUGCUAAAUCGAAGGACUACUAUUAGCUAAAGUUAACAUUGUUAAAAUAAUUAUAGAACUUUUUCAAAAUAACCCUAAUCAACGAAACCUAGUUACAGAACAAACAUACACUCUAUAAGCAAAAGAAAAUGGUCCUACGAGCCCAUAAAGUUAAACUAUUAAAACCUAACCUAAACAAACGCAUAACUUGAAAAACUUUAAUUCACAAAUUUUCGAUUUCUAAAGUUUAAAUUCACUUAAAUAUCUUUGUAAAUCAAGCACUUAUUAGUAAAAGUAUAAACAUUUUAACAAAUAGUUGGAAUGCUUUAAAAAUGGUCCUUCGAACUUGUAGAAAUUGUAAUCAUUUUGGUAUGAUUUACAAAUUUAUAUUUGAGACCUCAAAAAUCAAACAUAAAUCUUCUAAUUAAUAGAAUUCUAUAAAACCCUAUUUUUUUCAAAUUUCCUUUCAAAAUGGUCCUUCGAACUUAAGCCUAAUAUGAUAAAUUACACAAAUAACUUUAUAAAUCAAACAUUCAUUAGUAAAAGUAUAGAAUUUUUUCUAAAUAGU
Molecule: messenger RNA, 4445 nt
Organism: Lucilia sericata (common green bottle fly)
Lineage: Eukaryota; Metazoa; Arthropoda; Insecta; Diptera; Calliphoridae
Product: tetraspanin-8-like
Cellular component (GO): membrane
Source: RefSeq, a predicted model, not a curated record